This is a messenger RNA of Megalops cyprinoides (Indo-Pacific tarpon), 3515 nucleotides long. RefSeq names its product kelch-like family member 21 (gene klhl21). The record is from RefSeq and is a predicted model, not a curated record. Bases 221 to 2068 code for a protein of 615 amino acids. The transcript is spliced from 5 exons. NCBI's taxonomy places the organism in Eukaryota, Metazoa, Chordata, Actinopteri, Elopiformes, Megalopidae. Gene Ontology annotation, molecular function: protein binding. Gene Ontology annotation, biological process: protein ubiquitination.
CUGACAUGGGUUCACUGCAGAGAAAACGAGAGAGGGGGUGAAAAAACGCACUUCUAUGUCAAAGUUUCAUUUAAGAAACUAAAACUGCAUCGGCUGACUGUAAGCGUUAGCGUCUGAAGUGGCCACUUCUUGAGAAGCGUUAAUAUUAUUUUCUUGGAUGGUCACAGCCUACUGAGGUCCGAGCGAGCGAGAGAAAGAGAGAGCGAGAGAGAGAGCCCUGAUGGAGAAGCCUGCCAUCCAGACGCAGCCCUCCACGCUGCCGUUCUUCGACACCUCCCACGCCUUCAACCUGCUGCGCGGCAUCCACGAGCUGCGCGCUGAGCGCAAGUUCUUCGACGUGACGCUGUGCGCCGAGGGCCGGGAGUUCCACUGCCACCGCACCGUGCUGGCCGCCGCCAGCACCUACUUCCGCGCCAUGUUCGCCGGCACGCUGCGCGAGAGCGCCAUGGACCGCGUGGUGCUGCACGAGGUGUCGGCCGAGCUGCUGGGCCUGCUGGUGGACUUCUGCUACACGGGCCGCGUCACCGUCACGCAGGACAACGUGGACCUGCUGCUGAAGACGGCCGACCUCUUCCAGUUCCCCUCCGUCAAGGAGGCCUGCUGCGCCUUCCUGGAGCAGCGGCUGGACGUCUCCAACUGCCUGGAGAUCCAGGACUUCGCCGAGGCCUACGCCUGCCGCGAGCUGGCCGCCAGCGCCCGCCGCUUCGUGCUGAAGAACAUCGUGGAGCUGGCCAAGGGCAAGGAGUUCGAGCGGCUGCCCUGGAAGCGGCUGCUGGAGUUCGUGUCGGACGACGGGCUGUGCGUGGACAAGGAGGAGACGGCCUACCUGAUGGCCGUGCGCUGGGUGAAGGCCGACCCGCAGCGGCGGCUGCACUACUGGCCCGAGCUGCUGCAGCAGGUGCGGCUGCCCUUCGUGCGGCGCUUCUUCCUGCUGGCGCACGUGGAGAGCGACCCGCUGGUGUACCUGUCGCCGCCCUGCCUGCGGCUGGUGAGCGAGGCGCGCGCCUUCCAGUCCUGCGAGUACGACCGGCACGACUGGCCCUGCCAGCGCAUGCGGCCGCGGCCCUCCACCGGCCUGGCCGAGAUCCUGGUGGUGGUGGGCGGCUGCGACCAGGACUGCGACGAGCUGGUCACCGUGGACUGCUACAACCCCCAGACCGGCCAGUGGCGCUACCUGGCCGAGUUCCCCGAUCACCUGGGGGGCGGCUACAGCAUCGCCGCGCUAGGCAACGACAUGUAUGUAACAGGCGGCUCGGAUGGCUCGCGGCUCUACGACGGCGUGUGGCGCUACAACUCGAGUGUGAAUGAGUGGACGGAGGUGUCGCCCAUGCUGAAGGCGCGGGAGUACCACAGCUCCUGCGUGCUGAAGGGCCAGCUGUACGUGGUGGCGUCGGACAGCACCGAGCGCUACGACCACGCGCUGGACUGCUGGGAGUCCCUGCCGCCCAUGCUGCACGCCAUGGACAACUGCUCCACCACCGCCUGCAGGGGGCGCCUCUAUGCCAUCGGCUCCCUGACCGGGGAGGACACCAUGGCGAUCCAGAGCUACGACCCCGACACGGACCGCUGGGGCCUGGUCAACUGCGGUCAGCUGCCCCCCUGGUCCUUCGCCCCCAAGACGGUCACCCUCAAUGGCCUCAUUUACUUUGUCAGGGAUGACUCAGCAGAAGUUGAUGUCUACAACCCCUUGAAGAACGAGUGGGACAAGAUCAGCCCCAUGACACAGGUCCAUGUGGGAGGCAGCGUGGCAGCCUUGGGUGGCCGUCUCUUCGUUUCGGGGGGCUACGACAACACCUACGAGCUGUCGGACGUGGUGGAGGCGUACGACCCGGCCACGCGCUGCUGGACGCUCGCCGGCCACCUGCCGCAGCCCACCUUCUGGCACGGCAGCGUCAGCAUCUUCCGGCAGUUCAUGCCCCUGGUGCCCAGCGCCUUCGAGCCCGCAGACACUCCCGAGACCAACGCCAUCCACCUGCAUCGGCACCACCGCAACCUGGCCCUGCAGAACCACAACCACAACCACAACCACAAUCACAACCACAACCGCGACGUCAACCCCGCGCACUGAGCGCAGCUCGGCCCAGGCUGGUCCGGCGUCCGCCCAUCGCUGUCGCAAUCGGUCGUGUUUACUGUGACGAUGCUACGUUGUGUGCUCCGCACUUUAAUGCACAUUCAUCCAAACUGGACGCCAGAAAGCAAAAAAAAAACAGAUUGUAUUGACCUUCGGACUUUCAUUUCUGCUUGACCUUACUCGUGACUGAGCGGGGAAGGGACUGUCCUGUGUGCGUUGCGGACAUUGGUCAGCACCCAUUGCUACAUCGAGACAGUAGCCGGUGGGGUCAUUGCACAAAACUGACGGGCUGCUUAUUGUGUGGUGUUGAUGCCGUCAUAGAUCAACAGAUCAUUUAUUGUUACCCGUGUGACAGUAGCUGUGCAGAUCAUAGAGAAGUCAUCUUGGGAUAAAGACCACAGUACAUUUCUACAGUACUGUUAGGGUAGGUAGUUUUAGCUCUUGCACUGCUUCACAGCAGGCAUAUUUAUGGACAACCGUUUUUGACAUCGCUACUCAAAAUCAAUUGAAAGCCCCCUCACAAUAGAAACAUUCCAAAGGCGAAGAACAACACACCGAAAAAAAAAAAAAACCUUUUUGCUUGCUCAGAGCGCAGGGUGCAGUGCUUUAUUUCAUCGAUCAAAGUGCGUUUCAUAGAGACGUCGCCCGGCGCUAGCCAUUAGGGUAGUGUCAGAGAAAUGAAGGAUGGAUUUCUGCGCCGUGCAGCAGUUUGUCAACGCGGUCUGGAAGUGGCAUCAUUUGCAGAGAACCGCAGCGUAGCGGAUUGGUUUGUUGUUCAAAGCUCAGUGCUGGCUCGGCUUAUGAAACGUGAAAUUGACUGGUCUCUCCAGUAUCGCAGCUCCUCGUUUCAAAACCCAACACAAGACUGAUGCUAGAUCUGCCUUUGCCGCUCUCACACUCGCGGCCUGCAUGUGGUAUCCGUCACGUUCUCUUGAAGUUCUCUUUACGGAUAGAUACAUUCAGUUAUUUUUAUAGUAAAUUAAAGUUAUUUAUGAAUAUGUAUUUAACUGUGUAGUGUAUAGUGAGGAUGAUGCUGAGAGCGGUUGGAAGAGAUCGUGAAACUGUACGCAGACAGUUUUGAAACACGACUCUUUCCUCUUAUUAACAUGAAGUUCCAGUGAAACUGUCAUACUUCCCGUUAAGGAAAGUAGGUGUCACUGUAUGGGUAACUGGAAGUAGCAGUGUAUUCUCAGUUUAAUUUUGUAUAUGAUUGUGUGUUUUGCAGGUAACAAUAGUGUAAUGUACAGUAUGCUGUAGCAGUUUUACCUGCUUGUUAUCCUUGCAUUUUUGAUUUAUUUUUGACUUGAUUUUUUUUUUUUCUUACAAUAGUGUUUGUGUUGUGGCCAAAACCAUUUUUUAACAUCUGCUUUGCAAACCAUUUGUGUUUGGAGCAGAACAGUGACGUCUUUACAGUGUGAUCACUCAAUAAAGCUGCGGGCAGGAA